AUGGACACGCAACAGCUGUCUCACGACCCCGCCUCUUCGCUCUUUCCGUCCCUCGAGUUUCUUCGCGCGGAUGGCCGCCGUCCACACGAGUUACGGGAACUGCAUUUCUCGACCUGUGUUCCGUCUCUGCUUCCGUCGUCCUCUCGCGCUUCUUCCGCCUCUGCCGAGCUCCGAACAACGUCUGCCUCAGACCCCGACUCUUCAGGGGAGCACGAAGAGGACAACCUGGCGCCGUUCGUCUCGGCCGGCGUCGGCACGCAUGCAGACGGCCGCAGUUUGGUGUCCUUCGGAAGCACGAAAGUGGCUGCGUUCGUCUUUGGGCCCCGGCCCCUUCCCUCGGGAGCUGGCAACGCAGGGAGUCGCGCCUUGGGCGCCGCGUCUGGAGGCGGAGGAUGGAGCGAAAGAGGCGUGCUCGACGAUGGCAUUGAAACCUCUGGGGGAGCGGACAGCCUGCUGGGCCAAGGGGGCGCUGGCCCCGGAGGAGCGCCGGAGCGAGCGUCGCUGAUUUGUCGCGUAGGCAUUGCACCCUUCAGUGGCGACUGGCGCGCAGACGUGGCGCGAAGUGGAGGAGCUGCAGAGGAGCACGAAGUCGCUCUAGGUGUUCGGAAAGUCGUGGAAAGUGUGCUCCUCGCAGACGCCUUCCCUCGGUCCCUCAUUUGUCUGUUCGUCCAUGUCGUUGAAAACGACGGAGGAAUCUUGGCGGCCUCCAUCAGCGCCGCAAGUCUCGCCCUUAUCGAUGCAGGCAUUGCUACGAAGGACUUUGUCGCGGCGAUGUCGUGCGUCUACAUGCCUCGUCAGCUAACUCCUCUUUUGGAUCCUCCUCGAGCGGAGCUUCAGACGGGGGCUCCCAGUCUGACACUGGCGAUGCUGAUCUCUUCGGAUGAGACGGGUAUCAGAGAAUACAUGCAGCUCCAAGGCUGCAACGCCACGGUGGGAGAGGGGGCGCCUCUGGCUGAUAUGCUUGAGCUGGACGGGGCACGGGACCUAGAAUGGGAAGCGAGAUGUACCAAGCUUGCGCAGCAGGAUGCCGAGAAGUUGGGGAGGCAAUGA
This is a messenger RNA of Neospora caninum, 1050 nucleotides long. RefSeq lists its product as hypothetical. Gene Ontology annotation, cellular component: nuclear exosome (RNase complex); nucleolus; cytoplasmic exosome (RNase complex). The record is from RefSeq and is a predicted model, not a curated record. Gene Ontology annotation, biological process: poly(A)-dependent snoRNA 3'-end processing; rRNA catabolic process; nuclear mRNA surveillance. The transcript has 5 exons. NCBI's taxonomy places the organism in Eukaryota, Apicomplexa, Conoidasida, Eucoccidiorida, Sarcocystidae. The coding region runs from base 1 to 1050 and encodes 349 amino acids.